Messenger RNA from Aedes aegypti (yellow fever mosquito), 1622 nucleotides. RefSeq names its product dnaJ homolog subfamily B member 12. The coding region runs from base 265 to 1359 and encodes 364 amino acids. Gene Ontology annotation, cellular component: endoplasmic reticulum membrane. The transcript is spliced from 7 exons. Gene Ontology annotation, molecular function: Hsp70 protein binding. NCBI's taxonomy places the organism in Eukaryota, Metazoa, Arthropoda, Insecta, Diptera, Culicidae. Gene Ontology annotation, biological process: cellular response to misfolded protein. The record is from RefSeq and is a predicted model, not a curated record.
AAAGUGACGUUUCGUCAGCGAAGAACUCUGACGUGAUGUUUUCAUUCCUUUGCUCUCGUUCUUGAAAAGUGAAAAAAUCGGUUCCAUUGGAAAAUAAUGAAGUAAUUUGUAGGAUUUUGGUUGUUUAUUUGCUCUCGCUUAGUAUUUUGCGUGGUAGAAGAAAUUGAGGAGUCUUCGGAAUCGUGGAAGAUUAGUGUUCAAAUCGUAGCGAGCGGUAGCAAAUCAGGAACGUGUGUAAGAGCAAAGGAUAAAAAUAAACCAACGAUGAACCGGGAAGCGGCCGAGGACUGCGUGGAAAAAGCAGUAUCCUACCUGUCCGAAGGUAAAAUUGAGAAGGCAGAAAAGCUGCUAGCUAAAUCGCUGACUCUCCAUCCGACAAAGCGAGCAGAAGAGCUGCUGGAGAAGAUCAAAUGCGGAGCGUAUACGAAGCGCGCUUCCUCUGGAAAUCUUUCGGACGAUGGCUUGCGACAACGGCCAACGGCUUCCGGAUCUAGCACAGCCAAGGCAGACUCGGGAUCCGAAGCGGAUUACACACCAGAACAGUUGGAUGCGGUCAAGAGGAUUAAGAAGUGUAAGGAUUACUAUGAAGUGCUAGCAGUUACCAAAGAGGCCACCGAUACGGACAUCAAGAAGGCCUACAAGAAACUGGCGCUGCAAUUGCAUCCGGAUAAGAACAAGGCGCCAGGAUCGGCCGAAGCUUUCAAAGCGAUUGGCAAUGCAGUAGCCAUUCUAACCGAUGCCGAGAAACGAAAGUCGUACGAUCUGUACGGUUCCGAGGAGCAGCGUCCGGCAUCGACCAGAAGAACGCGUGCCCAGUAUGAGUAUGCCUAUUCGCGUGGUUUCGAGACGGAGUUCACGGCCGAGGAGUUGUUCAAUAUGUUCUUCGGGGGCAAUAUACCCAAUUCGCACGUUUACAUGCGACAGCGACGGUUUCAUCGGGCCGAACAUCAGCAGCAGUACAGAGAGUCUCAGUCGGGUUAUGCAGCAUUCAUCAAUCUGCUGCCGAUAAUUCUACUGAUUGCUCUAUCAAUGAUGUCUUCGAUGUUCAUAUCAGAUCCGAUCUACAGUCUGACUCCCAGCCAGAAAUUUUCCGUCGCUCGCAAAACCAACCAGCUGAAGAUCCCAUACUACGUAAAGGAAAACUUCCACUCGGAGUAUCAAGGAUCCGUGGGUCGGCUGGAGGCUUCCGUAGAAGAAGAGUACCUCAACAACUUGAAACACUCGUGCUAUCGAGAACGAAAUUACAAGGAAACUAUGCUUAUGAAGGCACGUAACUUUGGCGAUCGAGAUCUGUACUACAAAGCCCAGCACAUCAAUACGCCCUCGUGCGAUAAGCUGCACAGCUUGCACAACAACUAGUCCCGAGGCGGUCGUUGUCGUCGAUCGUUGUUAAAUAGCGUUGAAGUUGAGUCGAGAAAACAAAAAACAGUCAGCCCUCACACGUCUCUUAGCUGAAUUGCACGUUUUUAGGAUUAAUAACUGCCCAUCUACCUACAUAAAAACGCGCGAUAAAAUGGAACAGAAGUGAUUUGUUCUUCACUGUGUACAAGCGUUUGACGGUAUUGAUCGUGUUUCAUAGUGAUUCAAGUUUUUUAUUCAUAUAACAAUUGUGUAAAUCCCCA